CCAUUGAAUAACAGACAAACUGCAUUGAAUUCUGUAUCUUGGUGAGUCAUUCCUGUUGCAGAGGUCUGCCUGGACAGCAUGCAAAGCGGCAGUGGUCACGUAGGCGAUGAAGAGCUGGCCUUCACGGACACCCAGCCUCCCUACAUAAACCCACCUGUUCCCUUCACUGGGAGGAUUGAAGGGGGUCUCCAGGAUGGACACAAGAUCACCGUCAUGGGGCGUGUUCUUUCCACAUGUGAAAACAGGUUUGAAGUGAACUUUCAGAUGGACUACAACGACCAUGAAAUUGGCAGUAAGCUAAUUUGGCAGUAAGCCGGGAUACUGUCCUAUUUUCCUUGACCUCGGUUUGAAGUGAACUUUCAGAUGGACUACAACGACCAUGAAAUUGCCUUCCACUUCAUCCCUCGGUUUGAAGAAGGCAGAUAUGUGGUCUGCAACACGAAGCAGCUAGGAAAGUGGGGGCCGGAGGAGAGGAAGAUGCAGAUGCCCUUCCAGAAGGGGAGUUCAUUUGAGAUCUGCUUCGAGGUAGACAGCUCCACAUUCAAGGUGAUGGUGGACAAGAAUAUCUUCCUGGAUUAUGCACACCGUGUGCCCUUCUACCAAGUCAAUGCCAUCUCCGUCAAGGGCGGUGUGCAUCUGUCCUACAUCAGCUUCCAGAAAUAGAAAUCCCUACCGUGUGGAAGAUGUUCAGUCUAUGGUGCUCACAUGGUCAUAGAACCCAGAAGCUUGAGGAUAUUGGCUCCCGAUUACCUCACCACCAACCAAUCAGAAGACAUCCAUGCGCUGAUCACACACCCCUCACCCUCUCGCUCACCCUGUGUUUAAGACCAUUUCCCUGAACGUCAUCGUGGAGUUUGGGUUUUUUAAGCUUGCCUGGACUCCUGCUUGGUUCCUGCAAUAAAUACUUCACUUUCCUUCUC
Messenger RNA from Bubalus bubalis (water buffalo), 920 nucleotides. Its product is annotated as galectin-9-like. The coding region runs from base 364 to 663 and encodes 99 amino acids. Gene Ontology annotation, molecular function: carbohydrate binding. The record is from RefSeq and is a predicted model, not a curated record. The transcript is spliced from 5 exons. NCBI's taxonomy places the organism in Eukaryota, Metazoa, Chordata, Mammalia, Artiodactyla, Bovidae.